AUGGAUAUAGUCAAGGAAACUGAAAAUCAACACACAAUCCAGAAGGAUACUCAAUUCACUCCUCCCGUUCAAUCUGCUACCCAAGAGAGUCCUCCACAUCAAGAGAAAGUUGAAUCAUUGGACGACGUGAAGACUGACGAAAUACAGGCAAAAUUAUUCAACGCUAACGAUGUUGAGGAAGACGAUCACGAUAGAAACUCUCAAUCCACUAAAAUGGAUACCAACCAAAUCACUGAACAGCAAUCAAAGGAGAAGCAAAGUGGUGAAUAUGUGCAAGACGGACGUUCACUAACCGAUCAAAUAGUCAUGGAGCAUGAUAGGAAGCAGGAUACUAACGAUGACAACGACUUGAUUCAAUUUGAUGACGAUCAUGAGAAAGAUCCUGCUAUGGUAGAUGAAUCCAACAUCAAUUUAAAACAUCAAGAACUCGUACAUCCAAUUUCACACCAUUCAAAUCCCAUGGCGAAUGCAACUCUUGAAGAUGAACAAGGUGCAACUUCUCCAACGUCCGCCUACCUUCAAGAUGAAACCAAGCCAAAACAUGAAACUGAUCGACAUGAUGAAGAGUUGCCAAUGAAAAUUGACACCACUGACGACCAAGAGGACAACAACAUUAAUCCAUUGAAUAGCAACUCCCGUGAUGAUCCUCUUUCGGACUCUGCCGUCACCAAUCCUCCUUCGACCACAGAGGAUGCUAAGUACGAGAGUAGCGAUGCCCUAAAAGUGGAUGAUUUAGUCUCUAAAUAUCUUGGCAGAAACUUUGAACUCAUUAAACUAGAAAGUAAUCAGUCUUCCCUUAACAAUGAAUUAAAUCAUCCAGACAAUAAUUUACACCCUAGCAACUUCAAGGAAUUAAGUCCUGGCACCUAUAAAUUAAUAUCGCAAAUUAAUCAGCUAUUGGACCAGAACAACAAAAUCCAAUUAAAUAUAGGUGAUGAAAGUUUACAAUUUUCAACUGCGGAGGCUAUAAGGCCGGAUGGCCAACGUACAAGUAGGCCUAUGCAGGGAGAAUAUGCCGAUCUGCUAUAUCAAUUAGAAUCUGAUCGUAAAAGAUUAGAUACCUCCAAGGAUAAAAACUCGCUAUCGAAAGAAUCCAAUGUAGAUUUUAUGUCUAGUAGAGUUGCGCAAGAUGAUCAAGGCGAUAAAGAAUCCUCUGAUAAGGCAAUAGAAGUCGACGCUCAAUCAAAGCUCUCGUCGUCAUUCAAUAAAACUGUUGAAAGCUCUAUACUUUUCAAGCCAAAUUCACCUUUAGAUAUACUCUCGUCUUUACAUUCACAUGAUCUGUCAUCGAAAGUGACAGCUGCCAAUAGUAGAUCGUUUGGUAGAAAUGACUUUAAUCAUACAGACGACAACUCUACAGAAAAUAAAUCUCGCAAGAGAGAUUGGACCAAUUUAGAAAAAAACGUAUUCAACGAAAAUUUAACCGUAGAAAAUUCAUCUGCAGAUGUACAAAAUGCAAAUAAAAAGGAAAGUAAAUCAAGUUAUUUGCAUUCAUCUUUAAUACCACAGGAGCGAAAUAGGCUCAGUGACGAAGAAGAUACUGAUCUAAUUAAGCCUCUGAGAAAUAAUUGGAUCAACAGCAAGCAUCAAAAUCCCAUGCACCGACCAUCUGGAGAAUCCAGUACAAAAUAUACAGGAUCACCGUUAAAGACUUGGCGUAACGAAUUUGAAGAUCUUAGUAGUUCUGAUGAUGAUGACUAUAAAAUAUCAAAUUUGCCAAAUUCUGAUAGUUUACCCCUGUCAAAUGUUGCUGAUAUCAUUGCAAAGUAUAUUCGUCCCCUAAAUCCAAUCUAUAAUGUAAGCAUAUCUACAGAAAGUAGCCGAUCAUCUCAAGUAAGAUCACCUCUGCUUGAUAAAUCCAACAAACUUCAUAACCGAUAUAUGUUGAAUUCGGAAAGUGACUCUGAAACUUCUGACGGAAUUGCAACUUAUCGUCAAGCAUAUGCGGAAAAUUUAAGUCGUUACUGGUCAGAGUACAAAGACUCCCGUCUACAUACGGAAGAAAUUUCUGAACCAGCUCAAACUUUAAAGAAUUCACAACGCUAUUUAACCGAUUUCGAUGAAAUUAUCAGUAAUCCAACCAAACAUAUAUUAAGUUCGUUAAUAGAUAAUAAUACGCAAAGUAAUGGAAUGCCAAAAGACUCGCGAAAAUAUAAAAGGAAUGUUACUGGCAAGCAUCAUCGACGACAUGAUCAGCAAUCUGGAACAGACGCAAAUAUAAUAAAGGGAAGACGCUUCGUGAACAUAAAGAUAAAUGCUAAUGAAAGUAAUAAAAUAGAUUAUCCACAAAUUCUUGAAAUAUCAGACAGUACAACGAACAACGAAACGUUGGAUGAAAACAAUGAAACAAGAUCAAGUUCGGAUUUAGAUAUAGUGUCUGAUAUUGAAAAGAUAGUCCAAAAAUAUUCCUCAGGCAAUUACCCAAUUGUCAAUAAUCGAAUUCGUUCUGAAUACUUUAGCAAUAGCAACGAUAAAUCAGUACAAUACCAUCAAAAUUCCAAAAUGUCGAAAAAUCAAUCAAGUCGCAAUAAAAUAAUGAAAGAUCCUACCAAUCAGUUGCGCUCUGACGUUGGUAAUGACACUCGUACAACUCAUGGCUGGCUUGCCAAUUAUUACAACACUCAAAAUGAGGAGGAUAAGUUAUCUCAUAAGCACUCCAUUCAGAAGAAGCAAUUAAAUAAUUCUGCCAAGGCAGUUGAUACUAAAGUAAAUAAAAGUAUUCAGACAACACUAAUUGAUGCUAUGGGUAGUAAAUUAGACCAUCAGUCUAACGCGAGACCAUCAGAUCAAGAUAAGAAACAAAUGCAGAAAUCGAAUGAAUCAUGGUUUAUAUCAUUGGACGAUAAUAAACCUGGAAAAAAUUGGAAACAUUUACCAAAUGAAAAAACACCGGACUAUGUAUCAACAAGUCAUGAAGAGCCAUUGGUAGCUAAUGUCUCGGCCAAUAAUUUAAAACCUAGUUACGCCAAAUCAAGAUUAUUACCUCCAAAAUCACUAGCUAGACUAACGCUGCAGGAAGCUUUUCAAUUUUGCAAAGCCGAUUUCAUUGUAAGAUCGAAAGUUCGACUAAAGAAUGCUGAGGUUGCCGCUAAGCAACGUAGAGAAAAGGAAGAACUGUUGUUGAGGAAGCAACGGACGCACAUGCAAGAAAAAGCGAAACCUACCGCUAAAGAGAACUUGGAUGAUUUCUUACCCCGAAAGAGAUAUUUCACUAAAAAGGAAAUGUACGAACAGACUAGAAGAUUAUACAAAGAACUCCCUGAAGUAAAAUUAAAAGAAAAGCAAAAAAAGAUCGAUGAGAAGAAAAAGGAGAAUCGAAUUCGACUUGCAUUAUAUAAGAAGUUAGUAAAACAGCGUCGUCAAGAUCAUAAAGAACUUGUAAAUACAAAAACUGCUGCUGUAUAUGUCUAG
Messenger RNA from Trichoplax adhaerens, 3411 nucleotides. RefSeq lists its product as uncharacterized. Gene Ontology annotation, cellular component: centrosome; centriole; cytosol. The record is from RefSeq and is a predicted model, not a curated record. The transcript has 6 exons. Gene Ontology annotation, biological process: regulation of centriole replication. Bases 1 to 3411 code for a protein of 1136 amino acids. Lineage: Eukaryota; Metazoa; Placozoa; Uniplacotomia; Trichoplacea; Trichoplacidae.